AUGGGAAGCCCGCCAGAAGCGCUUAAAGCCGCUGCGAAAAAUGGAGGGAUCAUAACCAGCAGCAACAACAUGAACUCAAAAGUCAACAAAAAGUUUGAACAGCUGCCGCAAAACUUGCAGUAUCGGGGACAGACGCCUAGCGGCAAACCGCGGCUGUUCGUAUGCGAGGUGUGUACGCGGGCGUUCGCACGGCACGAACACCUCAUCCGACACGAGCGCCAGCACACCAAAGAGAAACCGUACCACUGCGGGGUGUGCGAGCGAAAGUACGGGCGCCGCGACCUAUUGUUGCGGCACGUGAUCAAGAUGCACGGCGGCAAUUGCGGGGACACGGUGAUGCCGCUGGGCAGAAAGCGUAAGAACGCGGCCCUGACAAGCACUUCAGCGGGUCUCGGCCCGGCGAAUGCUGACGCGGGAAGUGAUCAGGCGAGGAAGAAGCAGCAUGCAUUUCAGAGGAGGGCCUCGUUCUCGGCUCAGUCUGCGGAGAAAUACGCUGGCACACAGUCGCCUCACAAGGAUGGGGCAGAUAUGGGGAGGGUUGCGUUCUCAACGCCUCAGCUAAUGCCAGUUGACCUCACUACGGCAGAGGAGGCCCCCAAGAAACGGGCGCCGGGCAUUUUAGAAGGUACGACAUUCAAUCUCUUGGACCGCGAGAGCUGGAUUAGCGAAAUGAACGCGCUGCCGAUGCUCGAAGAGUCUAGUGACUCAGGGGACUCUCCCAUAGCCGUGAGUGGUAUUGUGAGCAGAAGCAGCGACUGGAGUAGAAAAAGUAGCCAUGGAAGUCCCAGCGCAGUGACCCCAGCCAUGGCUCCCCGGCGCAGGACUAGCAGCGGCGAGAGUAGAAGUAGUGGAGACCUUGCUACUGGAGCCAGAACACCCGUAAAUGAGCUGGGAACAAAACGUAAGGCACCAGCGUGGAAAUUUGAAGGAAGCAGCCUAAUCGUGAAAUCACUAUUUGAUUCAGGACCUUCAAAAAGUUGGAACCCCCUCGAUGCAGACACCCGUGUUUUUUCGCUUUUCGGUGAAAACUGUAUAUCCUCUCUUAAACAACCCGCAGGCGAUAAUACGCAUGACCUCAUCUCAAGGUUCAAUGAUUUUAGAUUUGUUCCAAAGUCUAAUUUAGAUACCUAUGCCCUCCAAUCUUCAGCUAAGUGGGAUAAAAGCGAAGCUGUUCCAAAUCUCUCUUCACUUGAUCCAGAAAGCAUCUUGAAGGCUUCGCAACUCCAUGAAACAUCAAUAAAACAAGAACCUUUAGAAAAUUUUGAUCUCUCGAACAACUUGGACUCCCGCUCCGGCAAAUUUUUUGGCGACGAAUCGAGCUUUAACGGCUUAGAACACCCACCUUUGUCUAAUGUUACCAGAGGGCCUCCCCCAAUUUCAGCAGGUAGCUCAGUUGGCGCGUGUCACUUUUUUACGGAGGAAAUCAGGGAAAUGUGCAUAAAGACUUUAAACUUCUAUUUUGAAAAUUGUUCGGGACUAACAGCGCCUGAAUACAAGAAGAAAAGCGGCCUAGGUUUUCCGAGCUGUCAGGAGCUUAACACUUUUGCUGGCUACUUUCAGGACUCUUUUCUUGUGCACUACCCUUUCAUUCAUCCCCACCUUUUGUCAUUGGGGCUUCAAGACUUCAAAAAAUAUAUCCAUGAAGGUUCCUUAGAGCAUGAACAGGACGAUGAAGCACUCGUUUGUUCAAACAUUGUUUGUUUGCCUUUGUUUAUCGCGACAAUUGGCUCUCUAUAUAAACAUGGUGCUCGAGCUCAGACCUUGGACCUCUACGAAAAAAGUCGUAGAGCCUUGCAUGUUUACUUGAAUACUAGAAAAAAGCAAGAUGAGCAAAGCUUAGACAAACCUAAGUCCAGGGGUUGCUUGUGGCUUAUUCAGUCAUUAUGCCUGAGUGUGGUAUUCGCUUUGUUUGCAGAUUCUUUGGAGCGAAUGAACUCUGAAAUGGUGGUCAAGCAGGUCUCAGCUCUUUGCUCGUUAUUGAAGUCGAGCUUGCUUCCCACUGCCUCUACACCCAUUUUAGAAUUUGAUUCGCCGUCGAAAUACAUUUUUUAUGAAUCAGCAAUAAGAACAGUUUUAAUGGGAUACAAGGUUUGCCAAUUUUUGAAGGUGUUUUGCAAUAUCGACGCUCCAUUAUUCCUGACCGAAUCCCAGCUUAAUGAGACUGUGGUUCCAGACAGUGAGCAGGUUUGGCAAUGUGCACUGUUUCAAGAUGCGCCGAAAAAGUUUCAGAAACAGUACACUACAAAUUUUGAAAAGUUCUACAGGAGCUUUGCUUUUAGCAGUGUUGGAAUGCACUUAAUACCUGAGUUUCUGUGCAGUGCAAUGCUUUUUUAUGAGUUCAAUAACUUGCUAAAGAACAGAUCGUCGGUGCUAUUUCAAAUAUUUUUGACAAAAAUUGACACUAAGAAGUUGGAGAUGAAUUUGCCUCAGCUUGACCCUGAAAAUCGCACUUCGUCAAUUUUAAUGGAUAGCGCAAUAGACAUGAGGAACUCUUUAACCUGCAUGAUAUUCUUUUGCAGAGUGGAUCCGUUGUUUUCUCAAAAAGCUUGGAAUAACGCCAUUUUAGAGCUUUAUGAUAGCUUUCUGACAUCAAAAAAAACUAACGUUUUAACAAAUGGAUCAUAUGGAGCUAUCACUGACUUCCUUGUUGCGCUCAACUUUUCUAUCAAGAACAUUUCCAACUUAUUCAAAAGUGCUGACGAUGUCAUCGAAUUCAAUCGUUCAAAGCUUUCGGUUCUUAACCUGGAAGGGUAUUAUUACAACUUUCUGGUAAUAAUCAAAUUUAUUCUGGAUUUUGAGGCAACCCCUAAUUUCAAACUACUUUGCAUUUACAAUGAGCUGAAAAAGUUGGCCAACCAGCUUUUGAUUCCAAAGCUGGCAUCUGUAUACCCCUUGGAAUUUCGGAGAUUCAGAUUGAAUAGCACUUGGCCGGCUGAAAAGAAUACGUCUGCGGCAAUUAAUAUGGAUCACCUUGAGAAACUCAUUAACAAUGUGCUUGUCUACUCUUUCAAUGAUGCUAACUUUCUCAAAAUGCCAGAAAAGCCCCAAAAAGAAUUUUCUUUUAGUAGCGUGAGAGCUCCUAAUGCACUUUCGCAGAACGGACAGGGUGCACAUGACGUUUCAAGUUCCCUGCCAACCAACUCGAUUCCAAGGCAAUCGAAUAUCGGGCAAGAGAGAAAGUCAGAGGGCUUCGCAGACCGCUAUCACCUCUCUGAGAAAUAUGUUAUUGUUGCUAGGUGCUUUUUUUUUUAUGUUUUCGAGAAAUACGCACAUGCGCAUUUUUUGGAAAAGCUGUCGCUUGACUUUCUAGCACUUGAAAGACAACUUGACCAAGGCUCUACCACAGACGAAGGAUUAUGA
Molecule: messenger RNA, 3360 nt
Organism: Lachancea thermotolerans CBS 6340
Lineage: Eukaryota; Fungi; Ascomycota; Saccharomycetes; Saccharomycetales; Saccharomycetaceae
Gene: ADR1
Product: DNA-binding transcription factor ADR1
Exons: 1
Coding region: 1-3360 (1119 amino acids)
Biological process (GO): regulation of transcription by RNA polymerase II
Cellular component (GO): chromatin
Molecular function (GO): DNA-binding transcription factor activity, RNA polymerase II-specific; RNA polymerase II cis-regulatory region sequence-specific DNA binding
Source: RefSeq, a predicted model, not a curated record